AUGGACAUGGCGGGCCAGACCCGGAUGGCGCUGGAAAACGUGAAGAAGGGUCUCGAAGCCUGUGGAGCAACCUUCAGCGACGUGGUGCAAGUUACGAGGUAUCUGACUGAUGUGGACGAGCAGGACCAGAUGAAUGAGGUGUGGUGGGAAUACUUUGGCGACCACCGGCCCGGUACCGCUACUAUUGGUGUCACCCGUCUGGCCACCCACGAUAAGCUCAAGGUUGAGUUGGCAGCCAUUGCAGUAGUUGACUAG
Molecule: messenger RNA, 255 nt
Organism: Geodia barretti
Lineage: Eukaryota; Metazoa; Porifera; Demospongiae; Tetractinellida; Geodiidae
Source: the annotation of a GenBank genome assembly